AUGCCCGACCCGCCGAAAUUUCUCAACCGCCCGUGGCCACCAUCCCCAAAGAACCACAAAAUCUUCGACUCUUGGAACUCUUCUUCUACCGGGCACCAGCGCGCAGAUGGAAAAGAGCAAACCACCACAUGGAGAGAUACCCGCACCAACAAACUAGAGCGACAGUUCAAAAGCGGACAUUGCGAUGACUCGAGCGGGCCUUCAAUGGCCUUUGAUGGGACGUGUGGAUCAUCGCCAGAGGAACAGAAAGGGGGAGAAUGGAGGUGGGCUGAUGAAGAUGAGGCGAAGCGUGCAGAAUUAGGUGUUAUGGAUAUUCGAAGUUUUAUGGGAGUUAGCAAGCGCAAAGCACCUGCGCCUAAGAUUGAGAUCGAGGGAAAGAAGCGGAGAGUCGAUACCAGAGAUGCCUUUGCGCAAGUACCUGUGCCUGUGCCUGUGCCUGUUUCUUCUACAUCUUCUAUCUCGAUUUAUACUUCCAACUCGCCUACCGAUAGGUCAUCUAAGCCUGCUACCUCUGCAUAUACAUCUACAUCUACAUCUACAUCUACUUUUACAUCUACUUCUACAUCUACUUCUACAUCUACUUCGACCUCAGUUUCAACCACUGACCCCACACGCCUCCAAUCCAGAAUCCUCACUGGAACAACAAUCUACAUAAACGGCUCAACAAUGCCUCAAAUCUCAGACCACAAGCUCAAACACCUCCUCGCUUCCCAUGGCGCCCGAAUCUCCACAUUCAUGGCGCGCAAGACCGUUUCCCAUAUUAUAAUCGGACAACCGGGUUCUACGUCCGCCGGUGCAGGCGGAGGCCUAUCAGCGAGGAAAUUGCAACAGGAGAUUGAAAGGGGUGGGUGGAAGGGUAUUAAAGUGGUUGGUGUUGAUUGGGCUCUGGAGAGUAUCAAAGCGGGUAAACGGCUUGCUGAGUCGAGGUUUGCUAUCUUGAAGAUUGCGCCGGAAGGGCAGAGGAGUGUUCUGGGUAUGUUUGCGAAGUAG
This is a messenger RNA of Penicillium atrosanguineum, 990 nucleotides long. RefSeq lists its product as uncharacterized. Lineage: Eukaryota; Fungi; Ascomycota; Eurotiomycetes; Eurotiales; Aspergillaceae. The record is from RefSeq and is a predicted model, not a curated record. The transcript is spliced from 2 exons. Bases 1 to 990 code for a protein of 329 amino acids.